Papilio polytes (common Mormon) is the source of this 1826-nucleotide messenger RNA. RefSeq lists its product as uncharacterized. Bases 80 to 1777 code for a protein of 565 amino acids. The record is from RefSeq and is a predicted model, not a curated record. The transcript is spliced from 2 exons. NCBI's taxonomy places the organism in Eukaryota, Metazoa, Arthropoda, Insecta, Lepidoptera, Papilionidae.
AUAUGACGUCUCGUUACGAAUGUAAAUAAAAUAUAUUGAACAAGAUACAACAUAUAUAAUUUUGAAUAUAAGUACAAUAAUGUAUCAAUAUGCAGAAAAAUAUAUUCAACCCGAUCGAGAUUUACUUAACUGGGAAAAAUGGGUAAAGGUGAGAGAAGAUGAAAUAUUGGCCAUUGGCCAAAAAAUACAGAGGCAACCUAUAGACAUGGUUAUGAAUUUACAUGAAAAAGCACGAGAAAAAAAUGAAAUGAAAUCAAUAUUGCAAGACGCUCAGGUGAAAAAGCCAGCAACAGUAAGAGGCGAGCCGUGGACUCUACCAGCAAGACUCAAACAAAGAUGUUACUGUGAACCUGUGUAUGAAGUUUAUCGAAAGCCUGAAGAGAUCGGACGACCCCGUAUCAUCGAACAUAUCGGAGUACCACAAUACAUUUUAGAACAUGAAAAAAAUAUUCAUGGCGUUUCAGAACGCAACAAAUGUGUGCGAUUAAACAAUGAAUACCAGAAGUAUAAGAAAAAACGAGAAGAACAGUUUAAAGAAAACAUAAAAAUAAUAGAUCCACAUAGGUCCGUCAUUAGAGAAUUGUUUGUCAAAGGUAAUAGACCCAAACCACCACCAAAACCUUUGCCACCCCUGCCAGAGAUAAAAAUAACGACUGUAGAGGAGUUUGAAGAAACGUUUACAGUAUACAGUGUGAGAAUUAAUAAUACAGUAUUCAUUAAAGAAACUUCCGAGCAACAUCUGACGUCAGAGCUGCUCAAGUUACAAGAUGAACAGUGGCAUGAACCUUGCUCGUCGUGGUCGUAUUAUUUUAACGUGCCUAAACUUCAAGUGAGUAGAGCUAAACUCUUUUUGCUAAAUUUAGGAACAGUUACGUUAAGAUAUUGCUGGAAGAAAAUAAAAGAAAAAGCUCCUUUCAUUCCGGAAGAAGUAGCGAGUCAGGUAUUUUUCUUUAACAAAAAUGAAGAUAUAUUGCCCCCUGGUGAAACUAGAGAAGUUUUUUUCACAUUUGUUUCAAGUGACAUUGGUAUCUACAGAGAAUUAUGGGAGCUUCAUUUUUCUAAUGUAUCAUUUUUUGCAAAUCAGAACCGAAAGUUUGUGAUUAACUUGCAAGCAGAUACUAUAGAAGACACGGAAAAAAUUCGUCAGAAUAUAGACUUACUGAAGGUAAGAAUCAACAGAAAAGCAGUUCGAAAACUCAUUAGAAGUCUUUUAUACAAAGCCCUCGAUAAAGCAACUAGCGAGGAGCCGCAAAUGUACCUAUAUAAAAAUUACUUUAUGGAAUCUGAAAUAUUCCUUAUGAAGAAUCCGGUUUGUUUCUACAAUCAAAGCGAAAUAAUGAAAUUAAAGCAAGCUUAUUCGGAAAUGCACCCAGGUGAAGUUUGGGACUUGUCAAUUGUCACAUGGAGAAAGGCGAUGAUGAAGAAAGAUUUUAAUGAACGAAUGCAAUAUCUUGGAAUAUCGAAACAAUCACAAUAUGUACUACUCAAACCUUGGCAGGAAGAUGACAAUCUUCUUGACCUAAAGCACGCUGCAGUCAAACUUAUUCUGUCAAGGUUGGCUGACCAAUUUGACCAGGUAUACGCUGAUCUGAAUCUCAAUGUAGACAACAAUUAUGCAGAAGUGGAGGAAGAGCCUAAUGAUAAGUUAUUGGAACGUAUGAUAUUCUACAUUCGCAUGCGCGAUCACCUUGGAAUAGCUAUAGAACAUUGUACUGGUGUGGUGAGGAGCUUGGAUUUAAAUCGAUGGAUUCAUUUCGAUUUCUGUCAGUUGUUGUAAUAUUUAGUUUUAUUACUUAUGUAACAUAAAUAAAGAUAUGUUUUAUUUG